Molecule: messenger RNA, 783 nt
Organism: Paramecium tetraurelia
Lineage: Eukaryota; Ciliophora; Oligohymenophorea; Peniculida; Parameciidae
Exons: 2
Source: RefSeq, a predicted model, not a curated record
AUGGGGAAUGAAAGAAAUAUUUUUUUUUUUAAGUCCCUUGUGCUUCGUUUGUCCAUUUAGUUUAUUAUUUAUUUGUUUAAUUUGAUAUCAUAUAUUGGAGAAUAUCUUUUGAUUCAUUUAAUUUACUAUGAAUUGAUGAUGGCUUACCAGAUUGUCUAUGAAAUGUAUUAUUCUGGUCUUGAUUAUCUACAUUAUUUGGAGAGAUUUUCAACUUAUUUUUAUAGAUAUUCACUUAAAAUUUAGAUAUAUCUUCGACAACAAUUAGGUCUGGUACUCCUGAAAUGUAACUAAAUCUAAGAUCAAUUUAAAAUAGUCCUUUAGCUAUUCAAUAGACUAUCUCAUAACCACCUAAAUCAAGUAAGCCUUCUGAACACAAUAAACUUAGUAAUUAAUAAGGUCAAACUAGAAUAAGAUAAUUUUCCGUCUAUUAGAGGUUUCAAUCAAUACGGUUUGGAUCUGCAAACAACGUAAAGAGAUGAUACCCUUAAAUUUCGAUCGACUUCGUAAAAUGGAAAAAACCUUCAAUUGAGACGAUAAAACGGGGAUAUAUCGUGUUUAUCUCAUGAAAAGAUCAGAGUCUUUGAUAUAUUCAAUUAAAGUGAGAGGUUAAAUAAAUAACCAAUUACUUCAAACACUUACAUAACUACCAAAAAAUCCUUGAAAGCCCAACUUCAAUAGUAGAAAUAUAAUGAAACUUAUUUUAGUUUAUAUGGAUAGUAGGAGAGAUAUUUUUUCAACAUUAAAAUAAAUUAUUAUGUAUACUAUCUAUCAAUAUAAGAAUGA